Messenger RNA from Xyrauchen texanus (razorback sucker), 3613 nucleotides. It is a transcript of the gene porb, whose product is annotated as P450 (cytochrome) oxidoreductase b. Lineage: Eukaryota; Metazoa; Chordata; Actinopteri; Cypriniformes; Catostomidae. The transcript is spliced from 15 exons. The coding region runs from base 648 to 2552 and encodes 634 amino acids. The record is from RefSeq and is a predicted model, not a curated record. Gene Ontology annotation, cellular component: cytosol. Gene Ontology annotation, biological process: response to hormone. Gene Ontology annotation, molecular function: flavin adenine dinucleotide binding; NADPH-hemoprotein reductase activity; FMN binding.
GAAAACCGUUGCUAAGGCUACAGGAUUGUGCUGGUAUAUGUGUGAGUCUCGAUCUCUGCGAUGAUGAGAUGAAGAAGAACAAGAAAUCCAUGGCUCUUACUAGAGUUUUGUGACUCCAAUGUCUGGCUGUGCUGCUCAUUUAUGGGAGACUUCAUCAAAGAGUCCUGCCUUUCUGCUUUGUGGUGACGAGAUGUUGCUGGUGCCUCUGAAGUGUGAACGCAGUAUGUGUUUGAGAACGCAGCCCAUCUCUGAUGCAGUAUAUGACCACUGAACCCUGUAGAGAUUCUGGCUCCAUGUGCAGACGCAGCAUUACUACUCAUCUUGAUGGAGGAGGGAUGGUGGCAAAGUCCCGCACAAACUCUGACUCCCAUCAGGAUUGCUUCUCUCCUCUGGAAUCAGCUUCUUAUUAAAUCAUCACAGUGAAGCUCUCCGUCAGGUCAUUCUAUUCUGUUUUCCUGUCUUGUGACAUUUCAUGGCCAGUGUCUCCUUUGAUUCUGCUUGCCACAACAUGGUUGUCUCAAUGUCUGUGCGAGCAAGAAGCCAGUAUGUAUGUAUGCUGUAAUUAAUGCUGGUUUCGCGUCAGCUGUUUGUCGUUUGACUACGUAGUGGUCAUAGUUUCGCUUUUCUUAAAAGUGGAUCUUGUCAACAUGGGCUGUGUGUUCUCCUUACCAGAAGACCGACUAGUCAUGGUGGACAGGGCUCCAACAACUAGGGAAACCAGUUUUAUUGAAAAAAUGAAGAAAACGGGCAAGAACAUCAUUGUGUUUUAUGGCUCGCAAACGGGCACAGGUGAGGAGUUUGCCAAUCGACUCUCUAAAGAUGCUCAUCGCUACGGCAUGAAGGGGAUGGUAGCAGACCCAGAGGAAUAUGAUAUGAGCGAGCUCUCUCGUUUGACUGAGAUUGAAAACUCUUUAGCGAUCUUCUGCAUGGCCACAUAUGGAGAGGGCGACCCCACUGAUAAUGCUCAGGACUUCUAUGACUGGUUACAAGAGGGCGAUGCUGACCUCAAAGGGGUUAAAUACACAGUGUUUGCUCUGGGCAAUAAGACAUAUGAGCACUACAAUGCCAUGGGAAAAUAUGUGGACAAGAGACUGGCCGAGCUGGGAGCGCAGAGGAUCUUUGAUCUAGGAAUGGGAGACGAUGAUGCAAAUCUUGAGGAGGACUUUGUGUCAUGGAGAGAGCAGUUCUGGCCGGCUGUUUGUGAACACUUUGGAGUUGAAGCAACUGGUGAAGAAUCCAGCAUCCGCCAAUAUGAGUUGAAGGUACACACUGAUCUGAACAUGAAUAAGAUCUACACUGGAGAACUGGGACGCCUCAAAAGCUUUGAGACCCAGAAGCCGCCUUUCGAUGCAAAGAACCCUUUCCUGGCACCUGUGACUGUGAACCGUAAACUUAAUAAGGGUGGAGACCGACACCUGAUGCACCUGGAGCUGGACAUCACAGGAUCUAAGAUCAGGUAUGAAUCAGGAGACCAUGUUGCUGUGUAUCCCAUCAAUGACACGGCUAUAGUGAACCGGAUUGGUGAGAUCCUUGGAGUGGACCUUGAUACUGUUAUCUCCCUCAAUAACCUUGACGAGGAAUCCAAUAAGAAGCAUCCGUUCCCCUGCCCCACCUCGUACCGCAUCGCCCUGACACACUAUUUGGACAUCACAAACUCUCCACGCACAAAUGUGCUGUAUGAACUGGCUCAAUACGCCUCCGACCCCAAAGAACAGGAGAACAUGCGUAAGAUGGCCUCCUCCUCACCUGAGGGCAAAGCGCUGUAUCAGAGCUGGGUCCUGGACUCAUGCAGGAAUAUUUUGGCUAUUCUUGAGGAUUUGCCUUCUUUGCACCCACCUAUCGAUCACCUGUGUGAGCUUCUUCCACGACUGCAGGCGCGCUACUAUUCCAUCUCAUCCUCUUCCAAGGUCCAUCCCAACAGCAUCCAUAUCUGUGCUGUAGUGGUGGAGUAUGAGACCAAGACAGGACGUGUCAACAAAGGGGUUGCCACUAACUGGUUGAAGAACAAAUUACCAACCGAUAACGGACACAAGGCCACAGUGCCCAUGUACAUCCGCAAAUCUCAGUUCCGCCUGCCCUUCAAGUCCACCAACCCAGUGAUUAUGAUUGGGCCUGGCACCGGCAUCGCACCCUUCAUGGGCUUCAUUCAGGAGAGAGGAUGGCUCAAAGAACAAGGCAAGGAAGUUGGAAAUACAGUAUUGUACUUUGGAUGCCGUCACAAUAACGAGGACUUCCUGUACCAGGAGGAACUUGAAGAGUUUGAAAAGACUGGCGUUCUGACGGAACUCAAUGUGGCUUUCUCCAGAGACCAGGCACAGAAGGUCUAUGUGCAGCAUCUCCUAAAGAACAACAAGGAGACCGUUUGGAGGCUGGUUCACACAGACAACGCACACAUCUACAUCUGCGGAGAUGCACGAAACAUGGCACGGGACGUGCAGAACUCCUUCUACGAGAUCGCCGAGGAGCUGGGUGGAAUGAGCCGCACUCAAGCUGUAGAUUACAUCAAGAAACUGAUGACAAAGGGACGCUACUCGCUGGACGUCUGGAGUUAAAUGGCCUGUCAGCAGUCAAACAUUCCUGAUUUGGGGAUUUUUUUAGGGAUUGGUUUAAAUGUGUUUGCUAUUAUCACUCUGACAUGUUUGUCAAAGAAAGGAAACAUUGGCACAUAACACCUCAUUCUGAAAAGAAACCAUGCUGAAUUCAACACAAAUGGCUUAUGGUAGGGUAUAUGCGAAAAAAUGAAAACUAAAUUUAAAUAUACUGUAUAUAUAAAACAAAGGCAUUUUGUAGAAUAUUGACUGUGGAAUCUCCUUCGGAACAUCUUAAUUAUGGUAUGUUAAUCUGUUUAAUUAGAGAGAGGGAUAUUAACUAUAGCCUUCUGUAUUAUGCAUAGAACUUUAUAAUCAAACGUGGUCAUUUUUAGUCAUUGCCAAGUGCAUUGGAAUGGGUUGAUGACUCUCUAGAUGAUGUGACUUUAGCUGUUAUAAAACUAAAACCGCUUUGGCAAAGAUCGCUGCCUUCUUUAGGUGGAGAGACUCGCACGUUAUUAUGCACAUAUGACUAGUUGUUCUUAAUAUGCUUAAUAUCGAUUUCUUAAACCGUGCAAAUGUGCAUUUGCUCUUUGAAGGUGGAUCACAAUUUUGCUUCUAGUUCUACCUUGAGUAUCGAGAUUUUCACUUUUUCUUUUUGAAAGUUGGCUGAAUAUGAAUGUAACCCCAUUUCAAACUGGAUGCCCCAUUUUAUUCUUCUUUGGGGUGCUCAGAAAUGCCUAACCUAUUCUUUUCUCUGGUAACUACUGUACGAGUUAUGGAGUUGACUAUUAAAUCUGUGCUGGUCUUGUGUAAAUAAGGCUGAUACACUGACAAUGGGACGAAUGCUGGUCUAGUGCCUUAUUUAAAGUGUAGUUUUCAUUCAUAGUGAAACUUGAAGAUCAGCAUUGCUGCUGAGAAUUUCACAAUUUUUUAGGAUGAUUCAAUUAUAUAUAUACUUGGAGAUGCUUUUUUUGACAUCCGGUUUUAUAUGCAACUAUUGUUUCCUACACAUUACUACUACUUGGCAUGUCUUUUUAAUUAAUAAAAUUAUAUUGUAACAUCAUCCAUGUCUUUUGACUGUU